AUGGCCCUGAUUGCACUCCUUGUCCUGUUGGCCGUCCUUGGUGCUGCCGCCACGGCUGUGCAGCGCCUCUUCCUCUCGCCGCUCGCGCGCUUCCCGGGCCCGCGGCUGGCGGCCGUGUCGGGAUGGUACGAGCUCUACUUCGACGUGGUGCGGCACGGCCAGUUCUUCCGCGAGAUCGAGCGCAUGCACCGCGUCUACGGGCCGGUCGUGCGCAUCGGCCCGGACGAGAUCCACGUGCGCGACCCCGACUGGUACGACACGCUCUACACUAGCGGCCGCCAGCCGCGCGACAAGUCGGCCUGGCACGUCGGCUCCUCGGGCGGCCAGUCGACCUUCGGCACCGUGCCGCACGCCCACCACCGCCUGCGCCGCCAGGCUCUCAACCCCUUCUUUUCCAAGCGCGCCGUCGCCGCCCUCGAGCCGCUAGUGCGCGAUCGUGUCGACAGGCUGGUCGCCGCCCUGCUGCUGCGCGCCUCCCAGCCCGUCGAGCUGCAGACGGCCUUCAUGGCCCUGACCCUGGACGUCAUCUCCAGCUAUGCCUUCGGAAAGCCCUUUGGCCUCGUCGACGCCCCCGACUUUGGCGCCUCGUGGAAGAAAGCCAUCAUGGCCAGCAUCGAGGCCGGAAUCGUCAACCGCCACUUCCCAUGGCUGGGCGCCGUCCUGACCAGUCUCCCCGACUCCGUUGCCGUGCGCAUCAGCGAGCCCGCCGCCUUCUUUGUCCAGCUUCAGCGCAAAAUUCGCCAACAAGUCGAUGCCGUCAUGCAGCGAAAACGCGCCUCGGACCGCUCAACGGGCCCGAGCAAGACAAUUUUUGAGGAAAUAUUGGAAAGCAGUCUGCCGCCCGAGGAGAAGACGCUGGAUCGCCUGAUGGACGAGGGCCUUAUUCUCAUCGGCGCUGGCGGCGAGACCACCGCUCAGACUUUGGCAGUUCUGACCUUCAAUCUGCUCCACAAUCCUCCCGUGCUCCAGAAACUGAGGAAAGAACUGGACGACGCCAUCCCAGAUCCGGCAAACAUGCCGUCAUGGCAGCAACUUGAGCAGCUGCCCUAUCUCCAAGCCGUCAUCCAAGAGCAACACCGCAUCGGUGCAGUCAUUACUUCUCGUCUGAUUCGCAUCGCACCCGCCGAGGAGUUGCGGUGCGGCGAGUGGACCAUUCCGCCUGGGACUCCAACCAGCAUGACCUCCCACUUCAUCCAUCUCGACCCAGAACUCUUUCCCCAGCCGCUCAAGUUUUUACCCGAGCGCUGGCUCGAGGGGGGAGUCAACGAGCACUCCAGGAAAUACGUUGUCCCUUUUUCCAAGGGCAGUCGUGCAUGCAUCGGUAUCCACUUGGCGACGGCCGAGCUGUUCCUCGCCGUGGCUUCCGUCGUCAGACGCCUUGACCUUGCCCUGUUCGAAACAUCGCCCUCGGACGUCGAGAUUACCUGGGAUGGAUUUGCCGGAGGCUUCAGGCCAGAGUCCAAAGGGAUCCGUGUCACCGUCUUGGGGGAGCGCACGUAG
This is a messenger RNA of Lasiodiplodia theobromae, 1500 nucleotides long. RefSeq names its product Cytochrome p450. The transcript has 5 exons. The record is from RefSeq and is a predicted model, not a curated record. Bases 1 to 1500 code for a protein of 499 amino acids. NCBI's taxonomy places the organism in Eukaryota, Fungi, Ascomycota, Dothideomycetes, Botryosphaeriales, Botryosphaeriaceae. Gene Ontology annotation, molecular function: heme binding; monooxygenase activity; iron ion binding.